Paecilomyces variotii is the source of this 1891-nucleotide messenger RNA. RefSeq names its product L-ornithine N5-oxygenase sida. Gene Ontology annotation, biological process: intracellular iron ion homeostasis. The transcript has 3 exons. Bases 122 to 1615 code for a protein of 497 amino acids. Lineage: Eukaryota; Fungi; Ascomycota; Eurotiomycetes; Eurotiales; Thermoascaceae. The record is from RefSeq and is a predicted model, not a curated record.
CGUAACAUAGUAGAUAGCGGGGAGGCAGCGUGGUACUUUUUUUUUUCCCGUACCCUUUCUUCCAAGAUCGCAAUACUGAUUCAUAUCCUUCCUGUGUGCUCGUUUGCGCUGUAGCAGUCAGAUGGACCCGUUAGCCCCCCAGCCAUUCUCUGUUCCGAAUAACAGCUCUGCGGCAGCUGCGCAGAUGCCAACAAUGGCGCCCCAAGUCCCGAAGCUGAAUUCUGCAGCGGAUGGUGAGCUGUACGAUCUCCUCUGCGUGGGAUUUGGCCCCGCGUCACUCUCGAUAGCCAUCGCUCUACACGAUGCCCUCGAUCCCAAAGCAGCCCAAUCGGCUUCCGGAUGGCAGCCCAAGGUGUGCUUCCUGGAGAAGCAGAGACAAUUCGCAUGGCAUCCGGGCAUGCUACUCCCCGGGUCGAGGAUGCAGAUUUCCUUCCUGAAAGACCUGGCGACUUUCCGCAACCCGCGAAGUCACUUUACCUUCCUGAAUUAUCUCCACCAAAAAGGACGCCUCGUCAGCUUUGCCAACCUGGGUACAUUCCUCCCUGCUAGACUGGAGUUUGAGGACUACAUGAAGUGGUGCGCAAGCCACUUCUCCGACCUGGUGGCAUACGGAGAGGAGGUCAUCGGCGUCGUUCCAGAGAAAGCUGAUCCCAGGAGCCCGGUCAUUGACAGCUUCGCGGUCUUUUCCAAGAACACGGCAACCGGGGUUGUGUCCGCACGGAGAGCGCGCAACGUUGUCAUUGCUGCUGGAGGGCGGCCAAAGAUCCCGGCGCCUUUCCCGCAAGACUACCGGGUGCUGCAUUCCUCUGCCUACUGCACAACGAUACCAAAGCUUUUGACGGAUCCCAGGGCGGCUUACAACGUUGCCGUGGUCGGAAGUGGUCAGAGUGCUGCUGAGAUAUUCCAUGAUCUGCAGGUUCGAUAUCCGAACUGCAGAACUACCUUGAUCAUGAGGGACACGGCUCUUCGGCCCAGUGACGACUCUCCAUUUGUCAACGAGAUCUUUGAUCCGGAGCGGGUCGAUACGUUCUACAGCCAGCCAGCCGAUGAGCGCAAGCGGGCGCUCGCGACCGACAAAGCAACCAACUACAGUGUGGUGCGGCUCGAGCUGAUUGAGCAAAUCUACCAUGACAUGUAUACGCAGAAAGUGCAAAAUCCGAACGAAAAGGAGUGGCAGCACCGCAUCCUGCCUUCGCGCCAGAUCACCAAGGUUGACAACGCCAACCCUCAGGGUCGAAUCCGAAUCCACGUCGAGUCUGCCAAGAAAAACGCUUCCCCCGAGGACACGGAGAUUCUCGAGGUCGAUGCGCUCAUGGUCGCCACGGGAUACUUGAGGAACGCCCAUGAAGGCCUCCUGGAGAAGGUCCAGCAGCUGAGACCGGCCGGACAAAACGAGUGGAAGGUCGGACGAAAUUACGGUGUGGAGCUGGAUCGAAGCAAAGUCAGCCGGCAGGCAGGCAUUUGGCUGCAGGGCUGCAACGAGAAUACCCACGGCCUGAGUGACAGCUUACUCUCGGUGCUAGCAAGCCGAGGUGGGGAGAUGGUCAGUUCCAUCUUCGGGGAUAAGCUUAGCUCGCGGUCGGUGUCGUCCACGGCGUACCGUGCCAUGCUGUAGAUGCCGUGGAUUAAGUUAUGAUUAUUAUUGUUGCUGCUGACCCCCGGCUCUAAUUCCUUAUUCUGGUGUUCUCCGGUCUUGGCUGAUCCGAGCGAGCUGUGUCCGACGACUGCUCCUAGGUUGAUGGCAUUUUCCUUUCUUUUUCUCUUCUGUUUGGUCUUCCAGCAUUUUUGGAUUCACUACUAGUUGGCAGCUUUCCUCUCAAAAGGGUAGACGGACCAUGUAAUUUAGAAAUACUCUCCGCAACACAACGAUAGGUCACCAUGUGCUUGUCUC